AGCCCCUUCAUGCUACACACACAUAGCUAGCUACCAGUUGAGGUGAGCAAAUGUAUUGUCACUAUGUAAUCUGUUGCAACACGUCAGCUAGCUGGGCUUAUUUGAAUCCUAAAUCACAGGUUACCUACUCUAGCCACAUCAAAACCCCAGAACAUGAACCUGAUUGAGGCUUUGAACCGAUGAACACUUUUUAUUUUCCUCGCUACUCUGAGAUCGUGAGGCUUUUCAUGCUUUCUCAUGGACCUGUAACAGCUAGCCCUGAUGCUCACUCUCCCUGAAGGUAGAUCUUUGUUUGAAACUGUGGGGAAUUGGAUAUCAUUCAUGUUAUCCAAAAAACGUAAUAGUACAUCAUUAAAACGCUUUACACUGUAUCAAGACUGUCAAGUUGUCAAAGUUAGCCAGUAACUACAGCUUUGUUUGUCACUUACCUUCAUAAUUGUCGACGUAACUGGAUAUGUAUACAUCUUGAACCCCUUUUCUCUUUUGCUCCUCGGGGCUGAGCCUGCCGCUUGUACCAGCCGAUGUACAUCACUGAUGUUAACCUUCGGAAUUUAUUUGGACCUGUGCUUGGUUCAUCGCCAGCCCAGAAUCUACCUGUGUUACCCAGCAUGCAGCCUGGCUUCGGAAGUGGCGUCCCAUCCACUAACCCCUUUGUUGCUGCAGCCGUCGGCCCGGAGAUGGCCACCAACCCUUUCCAGGCCAACGGUAGAGCUCCAGCUGCAGCCUCCUUUGGCACCGGCUCUAUGAGCAUGCCCGCCGGCUUUGGGAAUGCGUCUUCCUAUUGCCUCCCGACCAGUUUCAGUGGAAACUUCCAGCAGCAAUUCCCUGGCCAGGCUCCCAUCCCUUACUCUCAACCGGGGGCUUACCACCCUCAGUCUAAUGGGCCUGCAUUCCCAGUCUAUGGUCAGAACAAGCCCUCCAUGUCGCACUUUGGGCAGCCCAUGGCUGGCCCUGGCAUGUCCUAUAACCCUUUCAUGGUGGCGGGUGCUCCAGCAGGGGCCUUCCCUUCGGGGGGUUCAACCAACCCUUUCCUGUAGCACAACUCUUACCUUUGCCACCAGAGGGCAGCAUGCAGCAUAUAAUACACACCAUUCCGUCAUGCAUUAGUGGCAGUACCAUUUUAUUUUUAAAGACUUAAAUUUUUUUGUUUUUGUUUCAUAUAAAAAAAAAGUUUACAACACUAUGAAGGAGUACAAAGGACUAUAUUGAAGACAAAGGGACUGUUAUGGGGAAAUGUACAGUUUGGAUUAUAUACAAUACAGUGUAUGCUUCUUAUGUUUUGUUUAUGACUGUAAGCUCUGUGCAUAUCAUUUGUAAUCACAAUUAAGUACAUGUUAUGUAUGACAAGGACUGAGUUACCAUUGGUAAGUAUACACAUACCUUAUGGAAAGAAAUACCUCACUACAAUCUUCAUUUUUUUUUUUUGGUUGCAAUUGCAAAAUGUGCAACAUUUCCUUUAUUAAAGGUGGGGUAGGUAAUUCAC
Molecule: messenger RNA, 1483 nt
Organism: Notothenia coriiceps (black rockcod)
Lineage: Eukaryota; Metazoa; Chordata; Actinopteri; Perciformes; Nototheniidae
Product: arf-GAP domain and FG repeat-containing protein 1-like
Exons: 6
Coding region: 522-1037 (171 amino acids)
Biological process (GO): spermatid nucleus differentiation; intermediate filament organization; acrosome assembly
Cellular component (GO): cytoplasm; membrane; cytoplasmic vesicle
Source: RefSeq, a predicted model, not a curated record